AGAUCAUUGUUUUUGCCUCUUGGUCUGGAUAAUGUGAAUCGCCUGGCAAGUGACCAUUGUUGCCAUCUAUUCUAACCCGGAUUUCAUGAUGCAUACAUGCUGUGUGACGACGCGAGUCAACCAUGACUACAUGUUCGUAUCGAGACUAUGUCGCUUGUGUACAUUUGCCCGUUUGUGACAGAUGUUGCAAAGAAGCGUUUGUAUCUUCGCGUCAAGGUGUGCGAAUAGGAUGUCUUGUGGUCUUUCCUAUGGGUUCAGAAAAAAAAGUGAUGAACAGAGGAUACAUAGGUGAGAAGAUAAGGGUGCUGAUAGGAAUUGAGGUGUUAUUGGAGAGUGUAGAUUGGAUAGCCUCAAAUAUUGGAAAGGAAGCAAGAUGGAGACUUUUUGGAAGACGUGUGCACCAGAAUUACGAUGGUGAAGUGAGAGAGAAUAGAAGAAUUGUCGGGUAUAAAACGUUGAAGAAUACUGUGGGAUUGAUUGAACUACUUGGACAGGCUCAAGUGACAUUUGCAGCUAGUUUCCUCUGUGAUGCCGCAGUGUUCAAGGCUGAGGGAGGGACAUGGAAGAUGGGAACAUGAUCGCCGCUAGACCAAAUGGGGCUAAAGCCAGUCGAAGUCUUGGCAUGACAGACCGCGGGGCGAGCCACACAAAUCUUUGAGUCACGGCGACGACCAACAAGUUCGACGCCCCAUAACACCACCGUACACAUCACCGUCUACGCUGAAACAAGAUUACGGAACCCCUCAAAACUCGUAACCCCGAACCAAACGCUGGUACCUCCCGCACACAAACGAGGACCAGAAUACCCCACAUCGACA
This is a messenger RNA of Dothidotthia symphoricarpi CBS 119687, 818 nucleotides long. RefSeq lists its product as uncharacterized. The transcript has a single exon. The record is from RefSeq and is a predicted model, not a curated record. Lineage: Eukaryota; Fungi; Ascomycota; Dothideomycetes; Pleosporales; Dothidotthiaceae. Bases 123 to 578 code for a protein of 151 amino acids.